Drechmeria coniospora is the source of this 4488-nucleotide messenger RNA. Its product is annotated as ABC transporter. The transcript has 4 exons. Gene Ontology annotation, cellular component: membrane. NCBI's taxonomy places the organism in Eukaryota, Fungi, Ascomycota, Sordariomycetes, Hypocreales, Ophiocordycipitaceae. Gene Ontology annotation, biological process: transmembrane transport. Gene Ontology annotation, molecular function: ATP binding; ABC-type transporter activity; ATP hydrolysis activity. The record is from RefSeq and is a predicted model, not a curated record. Bases 1 to 4488 code for a protein of 1495 amino acids.
AUGGAAGCCCCUGUCGCCGCCAGGCCUUCCCAGUGCCUCAAUGACCAUCGCUUCGGCCCUGCUGUCGUGGGCUGCCGCGAUGACUUUGACUUUACCCAAUGUUUCGAACAGUCGAUGCUUUCCAUGCUUCCCUCGUCCAUCUUCAUCGUCGCCGCCAUCGUCCGAGCUGUCUACCUCUACCGCCGACCCGUCCUCGUCGAAGGAGGUUGGGCUUUCAAGCAGUCCAAGAUCAUGGUCAUUGGAUGCUAUCUCAGUCUCCAGAUAGCCCUGCUUGUGCUCGCCUGCACCGGAACCAGCUACGGUCAAACGGCCAUUCCGGCGGCUGCCCUCUCCCUCGUCGCCGCCAUCCUCGUUCUGGUUGUGUCAGUGGCAGAACAUGCUCGUGCGUGCAAGCCGUCGGCCCUGCUCAGCCUCUACCUCUUCUUCACUUUGCUCUUUGACGUUACCCAGUCGCGCACCCAGUGGCUUUCGGACCGCGACGCUCCUUUCACCAAGGUAUUCACCGCAUCCAUCGUUACCAAACUCACCGUGCUCUUGGUCGAAGCCCAAAGCAAAUCAAGUUGGAUGCGUGACAUAGACACCUACGCCAAGAGUCCGGAAACGACGAGUAGCAUCUUCAACAAGAGUGUCUACUUCUGGCUAAACGACCUGCUCAUCCGCGGCUACCAGAAACCGUUAGCGGCCGAAGAUCUCUACGUGCUGGACGAAAGCCUCCUGGCCGACAACUAUCAGCAGCUGUUCUGGGAUGCGUUUCAGAAUCGCAUCACCCGCACGGGAACUAAUCGCAAAUCACUUCUCCUCGCCGUAACAGCGACUCUGAAAUGGUCUUUCCUUGCGCCUAUAGUCCCGCGCUUGGCGGUGACUGCUUUUUCAUUCGCCCAGCCGUUUCUCAUCAAUGCCCUCCUCCGCUUCCUCAGAGAAGAUAGUCGAACGGCAUCAGCGAACAUAGGAUACGGAUUCAUCGCCGCUGCCGCCCUUAUCUAUCUUGGACUCGCAGUAUCCACCGGGUUCUACUGGUAUUUUCAUCAGCGUGCUCUCGUCCGACUCCGUGCCUGCUUGGUCACCGCCAUAUAUCGAAAGACGAUACAAAAAAGGGCCAACGAGGAGGGAAACUGUUCGGCAAUCACUUUGAUGAACUCGGACGUCGGCCGUAUACAAGGUGGCAUACGGGACCUCCACGAAUGCUGGGCAAGCGUGCUCGAAACGGGCCUGGCAAGCUGGCUGCUGUACCGGCAGAUACGAGUCGCCUUUCUCGCUCCUAUGCUUGUCAUCUGCGCCUGUACAGGCUUGACAAUGAUUGUUGCCAGAUUUGCCGGCAAGAGACAGGGUCUUUGGAUGAAGCUGUUGCAAGAACGAGUGGCCUUAACCUCGGCCAUGAUCCCAGCCCUGCCAGCCAUCAAAAUGAGCGGAUUGAGUUACCAAAUUGGGCGACUUGUCCAGGCGCGCCGCGAGGCAGAGAUUGCUGGCGCCAAGAGGUUUCGAAUCAUCACUACCGUCUCGACUGUCAUCGCCUUUGCGCCCUUGCUUCUCUCCCCCGUCGUGACAUUUACCUUUAGCGCGGGAAGCCUGAACAUAGCGACCGCUUUCACUGCCCUUAGCUGGAUUAACCUCCUUUGCCAGCCACUCACUCAACUGUUUCAGUCUGUGCCGCAGCUUCUGGCAGCCCUGACCUGCUUCCACCGUGUCCAGGACUUUCUUGCUCCGAAACCUCAUGACAAAGAGGCCCCAGCCGGUCUGGUGGAAGCAAGUCAAAACCACGUCGUUCCAUCCUACCCGACAGGUGAUGGUGCCAUCAAGAUUGCCGUGAACAAUGGGAACUUUGGUUGGGAACGGGAUGUUUACGUACUAAAAGAAAUAUCGCUAUCCAUAAGAACAUCAAGUUUCACCAUAAUUACUGGAAGAAUGGCAACUGGGAAGUCGACAUUGUGCAAAGCAAUGCUACAAGAACUACCUUUCGCCGAGGGUACUGUGCUCUGGAACGACCACGGUCGACAGCUGGCAUACUGUGACCAAGAUCCAUUUCUCCUAAACGCCACCAUCCGGGAAAAUAUUAUUGGCUCCGGGAGGCACGAUCCGCCUUGGUAUGAAGAAGUUGUCCGAUCAUGCCACUUGUCGAAAGACCUUGCAGAAAUGCCCAAGGGAGACGAUACCGUGGUGGGAAGCAAAGGUGUUGCUCUCAGCGGCGGGCAACGGAAGAGGAUCUGCUUGGCUCGAGCGAUAUACGCCCGUCCCGAUGUCGCUAUCCUGGACGAUGUCAUGAGUGGCAUGGAUUCUUGCACCGAAAGCCUGAUCUUCAAUGAUGUGUUUGGCCCCGAGGGAGUGCUUCGCAGGAUUCAGACGACUGUUGUUCUGGCCACGCUGUCCAACCGUCAUCUGGAAUUUGCCGACUGGAUUAUCAUUCUCGGUGAAGGGGCAAUUCUUUGUCAAGGCUCCUUUUCCGACCUAAAACUAUCCAAUAGCCACCACCAGAGCAGCCUUGUCACCAACGAUGACGAACCAUUGGUUCAAGCGGAUAUCGAGGAGAAAGCAAUGCCGCCUGGCAGCCCAACACAAAAGAUUGACCAAGAUCAGCAAAAUCAAAACGCUGCUGCAGAUGCACGUCGUUCUGUGAGCGAUAUGUCCAACUACAGAUUUUAUUUCCAAGCGACUGGAUUUACGAUGCUGCUUCCAUUCUUCGCCACGGGACUGGGAUUUGCCUUCCUAUACAAUUUCUCCUCCGUUUGGGUUGAGUUUUGGCAAAACUCCAGAUAUGGCCCAGACAAGACAUCAUUUUACUUAGGAGUGUACUUUCUUUUACAGUUUACUUGCCUGACCUUGCUUGCUGGCUUUGUUAGCUUCAACGGUAACGUGAUGGGCCCAAGAGCGAGCUGGAAAUUGCACCUGCGAUCGCUCUGUGUCUUGAUGCGGUCGCCACUGGAAUACUACACGACUGUGGAUGCUGCUGUUGCAACAGGCUACUUCUCACAAGACAUGUCUAUGAUCGACAAUGAUCUCAGUGGCUCACUCGGCAACACCGCUCUCACAGGCCUGACUGCCAUAGGGCAAGCUGCGCUCAUCCCCGUUGCCGCACCCUUCGUGCUCAUCGGAUAUCCCAUUAUAUUAGCGGUACUCUAUUUCGUUCAGAAGUUCUACCUAAGGACCUCCACUCAAUUACGCAAGCUAAUGCUUGAAGCCAGAGAGCCCUUGUACAAACACUUUACGGAGACUGUAGAUGGACUUUUGACAAUACGCGCCUUCGGAUGGGUUUUGCCGAGCCUUUCGAUGAACACGAAACUGCUCGAUGAGUCUCAGAGGUCCUCCUAUUUACUUCCGAUGCUACAGCAGUGGCUGAACAUGAAGCUAAAUCUGUGCGUCGCUGCGCUUGCCGUGCUGUUCGUUGCCCUCGCCACCCAGCUUCGCGCAAGUGCGGGACUCACGGGUGUUGGACUCGUUAGUCUCAUGUCUUUGGGUGAGAUUAUGGGUAAUUUUAUUCGAUGUUACGCAGAGCUGCAGACGGCGACAGUUGCUCUCGACCGUUUGAGAACAUUCGAAGACGACAUCUCGCUUGAGGAUUCCGAUGAAAAUGCAUCUGCCCCCCCGGAUCAUUGGCCAACAGCUGGUGACGUAAACCUUCAUGGCAUCUAUGCCGAUUAUAGGACCGAUGUACCCUUCCCUGGAAAGACCGCAGCGAGUGCCGGCACGAGCCGUAGAUGUACUCUACGAGACAUCUCAGUUUCCAUCGCCCCCGGAGAGCGUGUUCUAGUGUGUGGGAGAACUGGCAGUGGGAAAACGUCUCUUCUUCUGCUUCUUCAAGGGUUCCUAAGGCCAAACUUGGGCCGAGUUGUAAUAGACAACAUCGAAUUGGGUAAAGUAGUUUGCUCAGCGCUGCGCCAUCGCAUCAUUGCAAUUCCGCAGAUGUCAUUCUUCUUGCCAGGGCGAAGCAGCGUGCGCCAGAACCUAGAGUAUCACGGGAAUGAUGCUGAGCUUGACGUCAACACGUACCGCAUACAGGAAACGCAGAUUGCCCAGGAUGAGGAGUGCGAGUAUGCCCUACGCGCCGUCGGCCUUUGGGACUUGAUCAACUCCCGCGGCGGGCUGGACGGCGGACUGGAUGACGAUGCCUUGAGUCGCGGAGAGAAGCAGCUCUUCAGCCUUGCCAGAGCAGUCGUGCGCCGACAACUACACCAGAGACGGACUGAAUUCCCGGAGAAGUCGGGACGGGGUGUUUUGCUCCUCGACGAGUUCAAUACCGGCUUGGAUAUGGAAACGGUGAGUUCGAUGUGGAGCGUGAUUCAGCAAGAGUUCCCCAUGUACACCGUCAUCUGCGUUGCGCACACACUAGAGGGGGCUCCGGACUUUGAUACGGUCUUGGUAAUGAGCGAAGGGGAAAUUAUAGAAAUGGGGAGCCCGCUCGACUUGCUACGCAGGAGAGGAGGCAAAUUCCGCAACUUGUGGCACGGCACCACGGUUCCACACGUCCAAGCUGGGCAUGCAGGUGAAGGAGCAUGA